Messenger RNA from Eubalaena glacialis (North Atlantic right whale), 1560 nucleotides. RefSeq names its product T-box transcription factor 5 (gene TBX5). The record is from RefSeq and is a predicted model, not a curated record. The transcript is spliced from 8 exons. Gene Ontology annotation, molecular function: RNA polymerase II cis-regulatory region sequence-specific DNA binding; DNA-binding transcription factor activity, RNA polymerase II-specific. NCBI's taxonomy places the organism in Eukaryota, Metazoa, Chordata, Mammalia, Artiodactyla, Balaenidae. Gene Ontology annotation, biological process: cell fate specification; cardiac left ventricle formation; pattern specification process. Gene Ontology annotation, cellular component: nucleus. The coding region runs from base 1 to 1560 and encodes 519 amino acids.
AUGGCCGACGCAGACGAGGGCUUUGGCCUGGCUCACACACCCCUGGACCCAGACUCCAAGGAUCUACCCUGUGACUCAAAACCCGAGAGCGCGCUAGGGGCCCCCAGCAAGUCCCCGUCGUCCCCGCAGGCCGCCUUCACCCAGCAGGGCAUGGAAGGGAUCAAGGUGUUUCUCCAUGAAAGAGAACUGUGGCUGAAAUUCCACGAAGUGGGCACGGAAAUGAUCAUAACCAAGGCUGGCAGGCGGAUGUUUCCCAGUUACAAAGUGAAGGUGACCGGCCUUAAUCCCAAAACGAAGUACAUUCUCCUUAUGGACAUCGUCCCCGCCGACGACCACAGAUACAAGUUCGCAGAUAAUAAAUGGUCUGUGACGGGCAAAGCGGAGCCCGCCAUGCCGGGCCGCCUCUACGUGCACCCGGACUCGCCGGCCACUGGGGCGCAUUGGAUGCGGCAGCUCGUCUCCUUCCAGAAACUCAAGCUCACCAACAACCACCUGGACCCAUUUGGGCAUAUUAUUCUAAAUUCCAUGCACAAAUACCAGCCAAGAUUACACAUCGUGAAAGCGGACGAAAAUAAUGGAUUUGGCUCAAAAAAUACUGCGUUCUGUACCCACGUCUUUCCUGAGACUGCGUUUAUUGCGGUGACUUCCUACCAGAACCACAAGAUCACCCAGUUAAAGAUUGAAAAUAAUCCCUUUGCCAAAGGAUUCCGGGGCAGCGAUGACAUGGAGCUGCAUAGAAUGUCGAGAAUGCAAAGUAAAGAAUAUCCCGUGGUUCCCAGGAGCACAGUGAGACAGAAAGUGGCCUCCAGCCACAGUCCUUUCAGCAGUGAGCCUCGAGCUCUCUCCGCCUCGUCCAACUUGGGGUCCCAGUACCAGUGUGAGAAUGGUGUGUCUGGCCCCUCCCAGGACCUCCUGCCCCCACCCAACCCGUACCCGCUGCCCCAGGAGCACGGCCAAAUUUACCACUGCACCAAGAGGAAAGAUGAAGAAUGUUCCACCACAGACCAUCCCUAUAAGAAGCCCUACAUGGAGACGUCGCCCAGUGAAGAGGACCCCUUCUACCGCUCCGGCUACCCCCAGCAGCAGGGCCUGGGUGCCUCCUAUAGGACAGAGUCAGCCCAGCGGCAGGCCUGCAUGUAUGCCAGCUCGGUGCCGCCCAGCGAGCCCGUGCCCAGCCUGGAGGACAUUAGCUGCAACGCCUGGCCCAGCAUGUCCUCAUACAGCAGUUGCACGGUCACCACCGUGCAGCCCAUGGACAGGCUACCCUAUCAACACUUCUCUGCUCACUUCACCUCGGGGCCCCUGGUCCCCCGGCUGGCUGGCAUGGCGAACCACGGCUCCCCGCAGCUCGGAGAGGGAAUGUUCCAGCACCAGACCUCCAUGGCCCACCAGCCUGUGGUCAGGCAGUGUGGGCCUCAGACUGGCCUCCAGUCCCCCGGCAGCCUUCAGGCGUCGGAGUUCCUGUACUCUCACGGCGUGCCAAGGACCCUGUCCCCGCAUCAGUACCACUCGGCCGUGCACGGAGUCGGCAUGGUUCCAGAGUGGAAUGACAGCAGCUAA